GGAUACGUCUUUUUGCGACACCGAACCUUAAAAUCCUUAACAUUUAAACUUGUAUUUUUGGUGUAUAAUUUUGACAUCAGUUUUGGAGUCAGAGAGGAUGAACACAGAUGUUUAGAACACACUUUCUAGGAAAAGAAUUGUCAUUAGUUGACUGAAAGAUUGGGAGAGAUCCUAGAUUGCCACACUGAAACAUUACUGUUUUUGGUGUACUAUUUGUUGUGUUUCGUUUGAGCUAACAAUUAGUACAGUGAUACAAAAAAGACAAUGGUAACACAGCAAGAUGUACUGGUUUAUGCAAAUUGAGAUCUUGCUCCAACAAUGUUUCUUGUUAGAAUUUACAACCAGGCUGGCUGAAAUAAAACUACUAAGUACUUGCGUAUAUGGAACACCACAAACCACAACGACGCUGAAUCAAUUAUUCCAGUGAACCACCUGGCACAUCAGUGUUUCCUCUGACAAGCGCGCUGUUAGUGUUUAGCCUGCCGGGCUUUUAUUCACGUUCUGGAGGAUAGCCAUCUCCAGCGAGAAGAGAUCAGAAUGUCACGUUAUACAAGAAACAACUGUUUAGGGAACUCAAUAACGACACCUUGUGGUACACUUGAAAAUGCAUCGCCACCUAUCGCCCAACAAGCUCAACAAUACUUAGAAGAAAAUGUUAAAGCCUGGAUAAAACCAAAUUAUGAACAGAUACCACCUACUUCUGUGAAAGUGUCUGCCAACCGUGGAGAUUCUCCGGUGAUUAACGACUCGUUUAACAUCAGCCCGAGAACGGUCAGGUAUACAACACAUCACUUAGAUGAUCAUCGCUCACUGACUAUCAACGACAUUAAUUCAUCAGCCGACCCCGAUUAUUCUCCAAGUAGCAAUAUUCGGGAUGCUUUAGGUGGCCUUGGGGGGAUAUCAAUGCCCCCAAGAGAUGCAUCGGUGGGGGUUGACACACUACCAAACGUUUCUAGAGCACAAAGCUGCUCUUUGCCACAUUCGCUCUCCUAUUGUGGGUUCUCCCAGUCAUCGUUUCUACAGGGAACGUCUUACAGUUCUCCUUGCUGGCGUGUUGUGGAAUAUUCCCAACCUUCAGCUGCAGCUUCUUUUUUUGCUAGGGCUACACAACAGCUGAACUUAGCAACUAAGAAAAGAAGGAGGUACUACAAUGAUCACGAGUUUGUAACGACCAAGUUUCGUACAGAUUUCGCCAAAAUCAUCGGUUCGUCUCCUCCUCCUGCUCCUCCUCUUUUAUUACGAGCUACAAGUCGGAAGGACGGAAUCAGCCUUGGCAAGGUGAAGGUUAUGCUUCGAGUGAGUUCUGGUCCCUUAUCCGCGGAAAGCAGUAGGCUGGCGUCGUUUCUAUUUCUCGACGUCAAGCAAAAACAAGUGUCAUUGUAUGACCCAACUACGUGUGGGACUACAAGCCCUGUAGACAGGCGAGUCGGGGUGGCAGCACCGAAGAUGUUCGCCUUUGACGCUGUUUUUCCUCCGGACACCCCGCAGGUUGAGAUUAUAUCAACGGCUCUGGUUGAUGUUAUUCAGUCCGUUGUGAACGGAAUGGACGGCUGUCUCUUCGUGUAUGGAAACCCAAAGCUAGGUAAAACCUAUACCAUGAUUGGAGAAAGUUCGUCGAUUCAAGAGCUAGGAGCUACCCCUUGUGCUAUUGCUUGGCUUUUUAAACUAAUCUCAGAACAAAGAGAAAAGACAGGAGCCAGGUUUUCCGUCCGUGCUUCCGCUGUUGGGGUAACAGGAAGGAGCGAAACAAUCAGAGACCUUCUUAGUGUUUUUGCUAUCGGCACUGAUAUAGCGGGUUCUUCUCCUGGCUUGCUACUACAGGAUGACCCUGUAUACGGAACACACUUGAUGAACCAAAGUGAAAUUCGUGCUCCUACAGCGGAGAAAGCUGCUUUUCUUCUUGACGCAGCGCUUGCUGCCAGAUCUAAGUUUGAAAAGGAAGAAGAGAAUCGUAAUUCACAUUUUUUAUUUACGCUUCACGUUUAUCAGUAUCGUUUUGAAAAAGGAAACCGGAGCGGAGUAGCUGGAGGCCGGAGUCGUCUAAACCUGAUUGAUCUUGGUUCUUGUGAAAAACUAGUCAAGCCACGAGAUGGAGCUGGGGGACAUAAUCUCUCCUUGUCAGCUUUAGGAAACGUUAUAAUUGCACUUCUUAAUGGACAGAAACAUGUGCCUUACAAAGACAGCAAGCUUACUCAGCUUCUUCGGGAAGCUCUCGGAAGUUUAACUUGUAGGGCAGCCAUGAUAGCUCAUGUUUCUUCUGCUCCCGAACAUUAUUCCGAAACCCUAGCUACGAUUCAACUAGCAGCGAGGAUUCAUCGGCUGAGAAGACAAAAGUUUAAAUUUCCAGGGGCGAGCUCCAGCGAAAGUUCCAGUGAUGAUCGAAAGGUGUGCCGUCCGUUUCUGAAAGUUCACGCAAUUACUGAAGACAACGGCAAGUCUGGCAGUAGCGAUCCUGAUAAUACCUCCAGCAGUGAACAGUCCUGCGACACGGUGAUUUUUGUCGGAGAACGGGGAGUAUCUGUAAGCAGUUGUCACGUUAAGCGCAAUGUUUCAUUGUCACCACGGCCUACUAAACAGAAUCAUAAUGGUCAAAGUGCUGUAAUAACACAAGAAAGUGUGAAUACUGCAAAAUUUCAGUAUUCAUUCAAUUCUAAAAAUGGAAAAAAUGCCUUCGCUUCGAUGACUAAUGCGUCAUCAAGAAACGCAUUGAGAAAUUACAGUGUAGGUGAAAAAAACUCGAACGUGCGAGUUGCUGAUAGAACUAUAAUAAACACAGUUGAGCCUAAUGCUUUUGCAGUAAAAACAAAAAAUCAACACCAUCAAACAGAAAAACGAUUGAAUGAAAGGCUGCAGGCAGCUAAUUCAUCAUCCACUAGUGAUCAUACAAUAGUUUUACCAGAACAGGGUGGACUACCUAAUCAAUCAACAGGCCCUCAAGCUUCUAGAAAAUAUCCGUUCAAACACAAACUACAGUACAUAAAACGGAAUGAAGGAAAACUCUCUACUUCAAGUAGCCAUAGCAACAGUGCCAAAACACAUAGUACUCGAGACCCAAGAGUUCAAAGUGAUGAGCUUUGGAUUGAUGGUCCAAGGUUUUGUAAAUCAAAAUUUGAAAAUCUGUCACUUAAAAGUCUUCAGAAAGAACAAUGGGUUGAUGGACCUGGGUUCGAGUUUCAUGGCCACAUAGAUGAACACAAAAAGCAAUUUAUUUCGAAAUGGGUGGAAGAGCACUCGCAACAUGUGCAACAAAAUAUAAAGGAUUUGAAAGGAGAGGUUUGGAUAGAUUUCCCGCCAUUGAAAAAGAAUGUUUCGUGUACAGAGAUGGAGGGAAACUCUUCAGAUAUAAUAAAAAAGAUGGACGUUUUGGGUCCAGAGAAGCAACAGAACAUUUGUGAACUGAAAAAGACGGUUCCCCAGUUCCACCAAGAUGAACAUAUUUCUGUUCAAUAUCAGAAAAAACUCCAAGGUAAUAUUCGUCACCACAACGAGGCGUUUCUAGCUUUCAAUGAACACAAUGUACCGGAAACGUGGCACCAAGAAACUAUACCAACUAUCGAAGACCACAGACACAGCGUAGCCUAUGAAUAUCUUGAUGACUGUAGUCGAUCGUUUUACCUUACAGAUGUUGAAGAGUGUAAUGAGGGAGAAAAUCAAACAGAUCAACAUGGGACUGAAGACACUAAUAGUGAUCAAGACAUAGAGUUGUUUGAAACAGAAGGGGAAGGUGAAUCAGUGCAAAUGCAAGAUUCUUGUCUCCAAGUCAAUGAAGAAGAUAUCAUUGUUGCUAUGUUACAAGACAGUCCCUCCAAAUGUGAAGGAACAAAUUCGAACACUAAAUAUGAAAUUCUUACCGAGCGUCCUCUCAAAACUCUGAGUAAGACUGAUUUCGCCCUAGACUCAUCAUUCAUGGAUUUACAAGUUGAAGGUCUAAACAGUUGUGAUCAAGAGUUUGCUACAAGCAAAAGUAUCAGAGGGUUUCAGUCAAUGCUGAGAAAUGUGAAUCGGGAAUAUUUAGAUCUUACAGGCCUCAAUGAGAAAAGGUAUUUUAUGAGAGAAACGGUUCCAGAUGUACGGCCUUCUCUUUGCUGGGACUCUUUUGGAGAUCAGAAUUUGAAAGUCAAGGAGAAGAGUGACGAUGAGUAUCUAGAGACAACAUCUCUCCCUGGUAAAGAUUUCAAGUCAAUCUAUAGUGACAAAAUUACCACAGAUCCUGAAGUUUCAAGCACACUAAGCGAGCCAGUGGACUUCACGAAACUCCGAUUACCAUGUGACCAGAAACUUCUAGCGUUCUUGAGCAAACCCUCUCGUGAACCAAAGCCGAUUUUGGCCGUUUCACCAAUAGUGCACCAAACAAAAGAAAAAUCUGCUUCCCUUGGUGAACUUGGAGAUUUAGAACUUCAACAAUUGAAAGGUUUUGAAACUCAAUAUCCUCCUCGUAUGUUUUCCCAUGAAGUAAAUAAGAAAAUGUUAGCUUUUCAAGAGACUGGAGAAAAAUUACUAUAUUCCAAACCUUGUGAAAUGCUGACAAAACAGCAAAGAAACUUAGACAGUCACAACGCACAAAGUAAUAAGCAUUCCAUGCUUAAUGCGAGAUUUACAAAUCCAAAUACUGAAGUUAGAACAACCUCAUGCGAUAUCACUCAAAGCGUUGAUUCAAGUGGGUACAACCCACAACUGUGCAUCCCAAAAAAUGAAAAUGAAAUAAUAUUAGAAGUCAAACCACUGGAUUUUACGAAUAUUGGCGCUUUACAAAACUGCAGUCAUCAAAACUUUUCAAAAAUAAAAAUAGUUCAAGAUUUUGGUGGCAGUGACGUCAAGGAAAGAGAUCUGGCUUCCCAAUCUCACUCUAAGUUACAACAUUGUUCAACUGAGAUCAACAACAAAAGCGUGAUACUUUUCAGCAAAGUAAAACCGACUAACAAUACCAAGCGUUUUCAGAAACUAGAUAAACGUAUAAAAUCACCUUUUAUUUCUUAUCUAUCUCGAGAAGGUGUGGCGUCUCUGUCGUUUUGUGAUGAUAAUACAACUCAGACGAUAUCGGGUGACAUUCAGUGUAGUUCUGACAGUUCCCCCAGAAACUGUCCAAUAGACUCACCUUUAAUUUCACCCUAUGCUAAGAUCACUCAGGCCCGUUCUACAAAGUCUAGCAGCGGGCGCGGAAGUGACAGCAGUAUUGUUAGUGGUGAACCCAGAGAAGGGUCAAAGAUACUGCCUCUCAAACUACAUCAGCUCUCUGGGACAAGCAGUGGGUACGAGAGUAUGAUGCGGGACAGUGAAGAAACACCUGCGUCGUCUAGCCAGGAAUCAGGAAACGAAUGUGACACUGGAGAGCAUCGGAAUAAAAAGGGGGUUCGACGUAAGGCAAUGGGUCUUGAACAUCAUACCAAGCCUUCCACUUUUCAUCCUCUUGCGACCAAAACAAGUCCCACGUGUCGCGAUUCCCCUCUUGUGAUGACCAAAGAGCCCUUGAUGUCAAAACAUCACAAGACCAAUGAAUGGCACAAUAGCAACUUACAGAUUCCUGAUGAAAAUGUAUGCUGCACGGGACUUCUGUGUUGUGGUGUUGGCUUCCGAAAGAUUACCUCUGAUUUGUCCUACGUAUAACCACCAACCACUCAGAAUGCACAGUUGGUCCAUCCUAUCUUUGUGCCUAAACAAAAGAAUUAACAUAUUUAAAAAAAUCACUGUCCAUCAACAACUUAAGAAAAAAUCGUCAAGAAGCGCAAAUUCAUAGUACAUUCAGAAGUAUAUUUGUAACACUGGUAAAGAUGUGGAAGUUGAAGAAAUAACACGCUUAAAAGCAGACAAAAUGAGUCCCAGUACUGACUGGUGAAAUACUCCUGAACACAAUGGUAUUUAGGACUGGAAUCAGCCAAGGGGGUCAGAAAUCGUGGAAAUAAAUCAACUAAAAUAAAACAGUUCUAUAAAUGUAGAUUAACCAUCGACUGAAGUCUAACGGAUUUUAAUGUAAAAUAGUUUACUUUUUUCUCUGCAGAUGAAACUUGCUGAAGUUUUCCAGCCUUUCUUUUGUACCCAUUUAAAAUAUCAGUAGAUGGUAAAGAUAUAAAGGUAAAUGUAUGUUUAUGUAUGUUAUGUAAUGUAGUAAGGUAAGUUGAAGGUUUUACUAGAUAAUAUAAUUUACUGUAUUUUACUUUACUGUAUUAAGCUUCCAUGAAAUAUUAUCAGGUCAAACAUAUCAUGUAUCACAUGUGUUUUAAAGUAUUUAUCCAAACGACAUAAUAGUUAUUUCACCGAUUGUAUAUAUAUUCUGUUUACUUUUUAGCUUCCUCGUCCGAUCAGAUAGCUAUAAAUGUUUUUGUAACUAAACAAUUCAAUAUUUUUGAAACUUUCAGUGAAUAAAAUAUAAAGAUAAUAUUUUACUCAAAAGCAACAAAAAAUAUAAAAUUGUUAAGCUGUUUAAACGUGGUACCAUCUAGUUAUUUUUUAAUAUAACGUACUUUUGGUAUUGAAUUGUGAUAUUUUGUUAAUAGCUAGAUUACUUGGUAUUGAUAACUGUUGUGGUUUGGUUUGUUUGUUUUGAAUUUCGCGCAAAGCUACACGAGGGCUAUCUGCGCUAGCCGUCCUUAUUUAACA
Limulus polyphemus (Atlantic horseshoe crab) is the source of this 6594-nucleotide messenger RNA. RefSeq lists its product as uncharacterized. Bases 538 to 5604 code for a protein of 1688 amino acids. Gene Ontology annotation, biological process: microtubule-based movement. The transcript has 14 exons. The record is from RefSeq and is a predicted model, not a curated record. Gene Ontology annotation, molecular function: ATP binding; microtubule binding; microtubule motor activity. NCBI's taxonomy places the organism in Eukaryota, Metazoa, Arthropoda, Merostomata, Xiphosura, Limulidae.